CCCUAGCUUUGGAACACAUGGUUGUGUUCGAUAUGUGUUACAGACUGGCCCGACAACACGGAGGCGUAUUUUUUCCGAUUUCCGAACAAGUCGAGAAAUUUUACCGGGCGAUGUAGAAAUAUAACUGCAACAGACAAUGUCCGCGGCACCCAUGUUACAUUCCCCACCUACUCUGCGCAUGCUCCGUGACGAAGCCGAAGCAUAUAUAUAUGUACCUCGUCAAAACCACUUUGUAUUUUAAAGUGUCUGUACAGUGCGCAGAGGAACCGGUGGCAGUUGAGCCUAGCAUCCGAUUUGUGAAAAUUUGAAGCAAUGGACGGUGGCUCAGGAGCAGCCUCUGAGCGAAUUCUGCUGGAGCCAUACAAGUACUUGUUGCAACUGCCAGGAAAGCAGAUGAGGACAAAAAUGGCCCAAGCAUUUAACUACUGGCUCAAUGUUCCAGAGGACAAACUACAAGUUAUCAUCGAGGUGACUGAGAUGCUCCACAACGCCAGCUUGCUCAUAGAUGACAUUGAGGACAGCUCCAAGCUGCGGCGAGGCUUCCCUGUGGCUCACAGCAUAUAUGGAAUUCCCUCCGUUAUCAACUCAGCCAACUACGUCUACUUCUUGGGGUUGGAGAAGGUGCUGACCCUGGAGCACCCUGAGGCUGUCAAAGUCUUUACCCGGCAGCUUCUGGAGCUGCAUCGCGGCCAGGGCCUUGAAAUCCACUGGAGGGACACCUACUCCUGUCCCACCGAACAGGAGUACCGCAACAUGGUGCUGCAGAAAACUGGAGGGCUCUUUGGCUUGGCUGUGGGCCUGAUGCAGCUCUUCUCAGAUUGGAAACAGGACUUGAAACCCCUUUUGGACACGCUGGGUUUCUUCUUUCAGAUUCUCGAUGACUAUGCCAACCUGAGCUCCCGUGAGUACAGCAAGAACAAAGGCCUCUGUGAGGACCUGACUGAGGGCAAGUUCUCUUUCCCCAUCAUUCAUGCCAUAUCAUCGCGUCCAGAGAGCACCCAGGUGCAGAACAUCCUGAGACAGCGCACGGAGAACAUGGACAUCAAACGAUACUGUGUGGACUAUCUCGAGAAAAUAGGCUCGUUUGCCUAUACCCGUCAGAUUUUGCAGGACCUGGAGGUAGAGGCCUACCGUCUCAUCAGGGACUUUGGGGGAAACCCUCAACUGGAGAGCCUGGUCAAACACCUCAGCAAAAUACAUCAUGGGGCUGAAGCCACAACAGAGUCCAGUACUGAGCCACAUUCCAGCCAAAACCACUGACAUGAUCCUCCUUUCACUGCCGCAUUACCCACAUACUAGUCCUGCACACUGCACUAACAAAGAAGCUUUGCUAAUAACACCAAUUCAGACAUGCAUAGUCCUGAAAACCACAACACACACAAUGCUGUUACGUUCGCAAACCAUUUCAUGGUUCACAAUUUAUCAUUAAACAUGAACACUUUAAUUCUGGUAGAAAGCUUUGGAUGCAUUCAGCAGCUGUGAUACAGCAAAGCGGCCCCAAAUGUUGCCUUUAUCUUUUGUGUGCUAGAUGGCAUCCUUCAAGUGUUACUCAACAAAGGACACAUCACCAAUUUUUGUAUCCAAGUAUAUCUGAAGUUAGUGGAAUAAAUGAAUUAAAAAAGAAAAGAACCUAUCAUGGUUUUAGGUUUGCUUUUCUGAAAAUGAAAAAUAAGAUGGCAAGAAAGCUUAAAAGCCUUCCUUUUGAUGUGUGAUGCAGUGCAUAUAAAUGUUUUUUUUUUUUUUUUUUUUUUUUAAUGCUUUGCCACCAAGUUGAAAAUUGUUUAUCUAGGGCCAAGCAAAUGCUGGAUGUUAUUUCUGAAGUCCCUAUUCAGAAUAAUAUGUGGAUUUCUCGAGCGUAUGGUGUGUGAUUUGAGGAUCCUUAAUCAUUACAACAGAGUGCCAAUCCGAAGAAUAGAGCUCUGCAACUCACUUGUCUACUUGUUAUGUAAACUGCUAGCAUUAUAUGCAAAGUAGUGCUCAUGUUGUUUAUGCUCAGCUGUAUAUGAAUACUGUGUUGAUGCUUUGGUUUAUUGCAGACUGUGUUUCCAUCUGGUUCAGAUUAAGCACAGCUCUUCACAUCUCUAAUAUUUUAUUUGUAUGAUAUUUGAAGGUAGACACUGUGCUGCGGUUAUAAACCCAUUUGCAUUUAUUGA
Molecule: messenger RNA, 2153 nt
Organism: Xiphias gladius (swordfish)
Lineage: Eukaryota; Metazoa; Chordata; Actinopteri; Istiophoriformes; Xiphiidae
Gene: ggps1
Product: geranylgeranyl diphosphate synthase 1
Exons: 4
Coding region: 313-1260 (315 amino acids)
Biological process (GO): isoprenoid biosynthetic process
Molecular function (GO): prenyltransferase activity
Source: RefSeq, a predicted model, not a curated record